CCAUAUAAUAGUCGUGGUUUUGAUAAUCAAGAAGAAAUAAUGACUAGGAAGUUAGAUAAUUCUGAAUACUGCCCUAUAGUUCCAGUUCUUCCAUCAUAUAAGUCAAAGGUAAGUGAUGAGAUUCAGGACUUUUUUGAUUCUAUACCUAUUACUAACAAUACUAUUUUAGAAUAUGCUGAGCGUGAAAUUUCUGACUCAUCUAGUAAUGCGAUUGAUGAAAAAGAUUUACCUUUGCUGGAAGCAGUCACACAGUGGUUAAAAAUGCCAGCCCAUAUUCAAUCUACUGAUCUUUCCCAAGAUAUAUGUCAUGUCGAUACUACUAUCUCCAAAAGAGACACAGUUGAGAAAAAGAUAUCCGAAUCCUUAGACACGAUAUGCCCGCCUCCGGCAAUUUCUCU
Diversispora eburnea is the source of this 398-nucleotide messenger RNA. Lineage: Eukaryota; Fungi; Glomeromycota; Glomeromycetes; Diversisporales; Diversisporaceae. The record is from the annotation of a GenBank genome assembly.